UAGGGGACAGUGGACGGGUGCAGUGUAACGGGGUCGGGAGACACUGGGACACCGCCUUUAACCGAGAGGAUUUAAUCAUUAACCACCAUUAACCAUUAAGACAGCUGUCCAGAGCCGGAACCGCACAUGACGCGUGCGUACCGGCGCCUGAACGCGUUACCAAGAGGUGAAGGAUACAUAUAGCCACACGGAGUCCCGGUGCUUCUGCUAUCUGGACCGAUGACAACAAAAGGUGGCUGUCCACUCUACUUGGAGAAGUAACGUUUCUGUGGCCAGUAACUCAAUCCCCCUUCUGCAGACCUUUAAAUAUCUUUCUUGAAGCCGUCCAGCAGUCACGUGGUGUAAGGUGAGCCAUUCCCAGCCCAGUACAAGGACCAGUCUGACAUGAUCAGAGGACUGACAGCAUGACCAAUCUGCACUGUAAUCAGGCCACUUCAGACCUAUGAUUUCUUAUCCUCUCUAGUUUGUACUGAACUUUGAAGGACUGUGUAGAAGUGACUGAAGGGGAUUUCUGUGCUUAGUCUCUGAGCUCCGUGAUUUCCAACCUGUUUGGAACCUGUACACCUUGUUCUCUUUUUGCCUGCCUUCCCUUAGCACCUUGCAGUGAAUGGAGAACAUACUGGUCCUGCUCCCAAAGCACAGAGAGGAACACGGGCUCUGCAGACACACGCCUGCAUGUGCCUUGCUCCAGGGUUUUUCCUACAGAUCACUUGUCUCCUUUUUAUUAGUGAUCCCAACUUUCAGUAAGCCUCUUUAAUGGGAUAAAUCAAUUGGACUGAUCAGGUUCCAAGCCAGAUCAGAAUUCCUUUCUGACUUUCCAAAAACUGCUAGGCCAAGGCAUUCUGACCAUUUUUUGUCAAGCCCACUGUCUGCUAAAGGCUUCCGCAUGGUACUUUGGUCGAAAGAACAAGAUAAACUCCCCGACAUCGACAUGUCCUCUGGGGCCAUUGAGAUGAAGAAGGAGGGAGGCCCCCUGACCCCGGCCUUCCUCAACUCCAACUGCUCCGUCCACCCGGUGAUCGUCACCAAGGGCCCCGAGGAGGUGAACCCUGAGACUGGGGGCGAGUUUGAGCUCACAGAGGUCACAUCUUUCACAGAGAGGGCCAGUGAGACUGGGGAGAAUGAGGAGAGGCCAGAGAUUGUGGUGACAAUAGACUGCCGGGCCAAUGCCAAAGGUCAACGGGAAGAGGAUGCACUCUUGGAGAAUGCUAGCCAGAGCAAUGAGAGCGAUGAUACCAGCACUGAUCGGAGUCCUGAACCACCAGCGCCCCUCAAGGAAACCUCCUUUUCCAUUGGCUUGCAGGUGGUGGUCCCCUUCCUGCUGGCCGGGUUUGGGACAGUGGCAGCGGGAAUGGUGCUAGACAUUGUCCAGCACUGGAAGGUGUUCACGGAGGUGUCGGAGGUGUUCAUCCUAGUCCCAGCACUUCUCGGGCUUAAAGGCAACCUGGAGAUGACGCUGGCCUCCAGACUUUCCACAGCGGAGUCUGAAGUGGGAGUGUGCGGGAUGGGAGGUGUCCUCAGCGAUGCUGAUGGCUCUACGGGACUCAUCAUGAUCGGUGUGAUCGUCGCAGCCAGAAAAGUUGGCAUUAACCCUGACAACGUGGCCACACCCAUCGCUGCAAGCCUGGGAGACCUGAUCACCCUGUCCCUACUGGCAGGCAUCUCAACAGGACUGUACACGGAACUAGAAUACAAUGACUAUGCCAACCCACUGGUAUGUGCAGUGUUUGUGGCCAUGUGUCCCCUAUGGGUGCUGAUAGCCAGGAAGAUUCCAUCCACCAGAGAAGUCCUCUACUCCGGCUGGGAGCCAGUCAUCAUUGCCAUGGCCAUCAGCAGUGUUGGCGGGCUGAUCCUUGAUAAGACUGUGACCAACCCAAACUUCACCGGCAUGGCUGUCUUUACCCCAGUGAUCAACGGUGUGGGAGGUAACCUGGUCGCAGUGCAGGCCAGUCGAAUCUCCACCUAUUUACACAUGGGGCUACCCAUGGAGGAUCCCAACCCCACACCCAGGAAGUGCCCCACACCCUGCACCACCUUCUUCGGCUCCACUGUGAACUCUCGCUCAGCCCGCGUGCUCUUCCUCCUGGUCGCCCCAGGUCACAUCGUCUUCCUCUACACUAUCAACUCCCUCAGGGGGGGACACACCACUCUAACAUCCAUCUUCAUCACCUUCUACCUGGCUGCUGCACUACUCCAGGUGAUGAUCCUCCUCUAUCUGGCUGACUGGAUGGUCCACUGGAUGUGGGGCCGAGGAAUGGACCCUGACAACUUCUCCAUCCCCUACCUGACCGCUCUGGGUGACCUGCUGGGGACCGGCUUCCUUGCCCUAUGCUUCCACAUGCGCUGGUUCAUUGGGGACAGAGACACUAACGUGGGCGACUGAAUGCAUGCACCGAAAGAACUUCACAUACUGUACGCUUUCACAUACGGACAGUGACAAACAUCACCUGUAUGCCUGGACACGAUCUGAAACUGAUCAAUUAAAGGGCUAAUCUCCUGAAGGGCUCCUACUGAUGGAACAGUACACUUAUUGGACAGUGGCGUUUCAUCUUCAGGAUAUCUGGACAGUAGUGCACCACAGCAGCGAACCAGGAUCCAGACAGUGUUUCACCACAGAAACAAUUAGGCACAUACUGUAUACCUCCACUUUAACCACCCAAGAAACGUUCACCUGAUGGCUCCCAGCUCCACAGAUUCCACUCCUCCUCCUUUAUUUUACUUAAUAAAUGAGUCAUACUACUUCUGUGACUAUUGUACUAUUGAUAGUAAUUAUUAUUGUUGGUAAAAUAAUUUGUUGAUAUGAAUGAUAGCUGUUCUAUGUGAAGGGCCAGUCCUCAUUAUUUUCAAUGGGGACCUUAGCCCUCCCAGUUUAAAAAAAAAUCAGUUCGUAACACUUGAAACUAAGACGACAAAGGUCAGCAAAAAUAUAUCCAAACAAGCCUAGAAUUCUUAAUCACCAAGUGCUAUGUCAAAUAUACAGAAAGAAUAAUCUAUGAAAUUUAAUGUCUAAUUUCUGUUUAGUGGAGUGCAUAGGGCUAGUUGACAUCUCAUUUUACUUUGGCUUGGAGUUGAAGGAAGCAUGCUUAGGGGGGUUUUAUUACAGGGGACUGGACCCACAGACAUAAGCUAAAGCUUAAGGUUGUAAUUCCUACACUUCCCCUCUCACAAUGAUCUGAUCCCAGUCCAGCAAACUCCUAAAUCAAUGACAAACAUCACCCUUAUACCUGAACAUGGUCUGAAACUGGAUGUCUACAAUAAAAGGGCUAAUCUCCUGUAGGGUUCUGAUUGAUGGAAUAGACCACUUAUAGCUGUAACAAUACUGGUAAGGUGCAAUGUAAGUUGUAAUGUCGUGAUUCCUGUACUUACUCCCCUGAAAUUCUGGAGUCAGGAAUCAGAGGUCACAGUCCAGCAAACACCAGUCAGCCACUACAGGAAUUGCUUUACCUCUGAUCCUGUUGGCUAUUCAGGAUCACCUUAAUGACUAUUGAAGCAUGUUUGUUAAUUAAGACUGUGCUCACACAAUAGUGUGUCUUUUAUCUCUCAAACCUCCUCUAGAGUUCCAGAGGUUACACGUCUUCUACUAAAUGCACCCAUUAUGAAAUGAGUCAUGUUCUUUCAUUUAAAAGUGAGCAAAUACACAGAAACAGUGGAAAACUGUAUGUGGGGAAAUGGCCAGACAACUGUUGGUUAAGAAGGAAAACGCACACCUCACUGUUUGUAGGCAGCUCACUAUGGGUUAUGGGUGUUUUUUGUUUGUUUGUUUUUUUUAACUAAGAGAUUAGAGAGCUCUUAUUUUGCUGUGGGCUAUUCCAGGUGAGAAUAGCACUAGUCUCUCUAUUUGAACUCAUCAGCCACCUGUCGGUUGGAGCAGGCUAGUUGUUGUUAUAGUCGUGGUUGUUGUGGUUGCAGGCUUACAGUAAGUGACAAGAGGCUUGUCAUGCUGCAAUGCACUGGAACAAACCUGCAGAGCUUACUAAACUCACAUGCUCACAUGUGUCAAAUUGUGUUAAGCCGCCUUAGCCAGGAUGUGCUCACUUGGGUUCCGCUGGCACAGUAUGUUGCUGCCAUUUGAGAUCUUUAGAUACUUAACUUUUAUUCCCAUGAAACAUUUAGACCAUGUUGGACCAGUGAAGACAGACUAACAACAGUCUUUGAAGCUGGUAACCGUUAGGUCAUUUUUGACUACCGGAGGAAGCAGUGGCAAACCUUUUUAGUAUUGUUGUGUUGGUAUUAGUGUUUUUGUAGCCUUUAGAUUCAAAUGUUAUCUGAGGGCUGAGUCACACCAGCAUAUAAAACAGCAAAAUUUAGUAACUUAAUCAGCUGACUCCAAUGGGACUGAACUUACAACUAAAUAUAUUGCGUGGUAACAGUUGAGGGACCAGAAAGAAAAGUGCUAUAGCUACUGUAGCAUAGUUUGCACAAUCAACUUGUAGUCAGUUGUCCCUCCUCUGUUACAAUAUAAACUGCUCCAUAAAGGAGGAAAGGUCUGUAGACAGUUGUGAAACAGGAUUUGAUGGUAAAAAUACAUCUUUUAAAUAAACAGUAACCCUAUUAGCAACCGAGAGUUCUCCAAGCUAACAAGCUUGCAGUUUGCAGGUCUCAUUAGCUCAAAGAACGUGUAUCACACUUAUUGAAUGAAAUGCUUUACAGUUUUGUGAACAAAAUAAAAUGCCAGGGGUGAGUUAAGGCACGGUACAGAAAAAAUAGAAAGGAACUCAGCUAAGCUUUUGUGUCUGGCAGGUGCUAGGUGGUUUCCAUCUUGCUAAUUUGCACAGGGCUUUUGCAUACCUUACAACUCAGAUUAAUUCUGUCACACUUGACUAGCUGCAAACCAUCUUGACAGUGUUGACAAUAGAGGAAACUGGGAGUAGCUAACAUAUUAGUGGCUUUACAGAAACAUAUCCGAUGCUUUCUGCAAUAGUAGUAUGAGCUUUCUGCUCUACCAAAAUGAGUCUGUAGUGAGAUGUAAGACUGAGGUUGAUGGAAGAAAUACAUUUCCUUUCAUUUCCCCAACCUUUCAGCACCUCACAGACACAAUUGACUUUACUUUGCUACUCUCUGGUGUGACUGAGCACUAGGGGAAAUUUCAUUGUAGGUUACAGUAAAAAUCUGGAUUUUUUUUUUUCUCACAGGACAUAAAAAUAACUAAAUAAGUAGUACUGAUCUCUCUGGUCACAGAGGAACCUGACCUAGAAGUGCAUUAUUGACUGGAUUAUGAUUAUUCCAACCACAGUUUAACUUGACUGCAUGCCUUACCCACACAAAACCUAUCUUCCACCAGACUCAGCUGACCCGAGCUGCCUCUCCCUUUGAGGACUUACUGUAUAUGUGAGGAGGAGGAGAGUGAAAGGCGAAAUCAUGAGUAAUCUUGACAGUCUGUAUCAAGUACAUCAUUGGUUCAGAGGUGAUGUCCAGUGUCUUAGGAGAAACCUGUAUGUGAUGUUUAACUUAUCAAGUGCUUGUCAGUCUAAUGUGCUGUUUUGAAGGGGCCAGCAACAUGCAUGUGCAGGGCACAUAGUGUGAAUGUGCAAAACUUGACUAUUUUAUAUGUCAAAAAUGUUUUGUUUUGGUCUGAUCAGUUUUUUUGAUAAUGUUACAAUUGUGAUUUUUUUCCCCUUUUCCUUUCCUCCUUUCCCUAACUGUUUUAACUCUUCAUAAUUGUUGCUUUGUGUCAUGAAUUUCACCAAGAAAACAUCCACUGUAAAGACGAAGCAACUUCUUUGACAUUUGUCAAAUGCACAAAGUACUGUAAUCUGCAAAAUGGACACCAGAGGGCACCACACAGUUCCUUUUAACUGAACUGUCCUCAAACCCAUGUGUUCACCCAGAGGGACAUUUAUAUUGUCUUCUGUUCUACAGCGUUUGACUUGUUGUAAAAGUUUUAUCCUUCCAUCUCUGUAUACUCCACUCUACUGACCAGGUGCCAGCGUUCUGCCUCUACGUCAAUGGAAAGUUGUGAAUACUUCUAUAAGGGGGCAAGUAAUGCUUUGUCUAUUUAUUUUAGAAGCACACAAAGCAAAUUGUACAUACUAUAUUUAUUCUAUAUAUAAGGUUGUUUAUUUUGUCAUUUCAUUCUGUCUCAGUUUCUUUGUCACCACAUUGUCAUUUUUCUCUUCUCUUUUAUGCUGUUUUUUUCUUUGCAAAAGUCAGUAGAGGUUUUUGGCACUUGCUGCAAUAGAAUGGUGGUGAGGCUAAUGAAUAGCGCCAUGCCUAAUGCCAGUAUUUACGCACUUCACACAUAUGCACACAUACCCUGUGUCACACAGGAAAGGCAUACUUAUAAAACAUGGAAUGGCCUUAACCUAUCAGAGCCAAGCUCAACUCAGAGUAACCAAUCAGGAGCUAGGUUCGUCACAGAGUAGUUUAUCUCGUUAGAUCUGAUUAAUAAAAGAUGUACAGUAAGUUGAUUUAGAAUGUGUAAUAUACAAUGCAGUGGUACAGAGGAGGGCUGGUAGCAUCAUCAUCAGCUUUUCAUGUGAAUCUGCAAAAACGAAGACUUCACUAGGUUAAAUUUACAGGGCAUCUGAAAGCUCUGGAAUCAAGGUAAACACCAGAGAAAGAAAAUAUCAACCUACAGACAUAGGCCAGAAAACCUGAAAAACAAGUGCAUAAUGACAAAACAAAGUGUUAGAUCUCCUUAGGAUUCCAGAUGUUUCAUCCCUGUACUGUAUGUAACAUACAGAGCCUUUUAAAAGCAUCACCCACCUACUGCCUUAUUAACCUCAGUGCUUCAAACCCUUGAGCCCCUGAACUCACAGGGAGACCACGGUGAUCCUCAGGCUGCAUCUACAUCAAGACGGAGCUUUUGAUUCAGACUCUAACUUCCACCUGUCCUGAUGUAAAAACAUGUUCGGUCUUACUGGGACUGAGGUCUUUGUGUUCUCUGUGUGUUCUUCUUGUAAAAGCCCUCCCUCUGUGAGGCAGGAGGAAGGAGUUCUCCCUGCAGGAUUUUGUAAAUUGCUUGAAAUAAAGGACUAUAUUAUUUCAUACCA
Molecule: messenger RNA, 6992 nt
Organism: Monopterus albus (swamp eel)
Lineage: Eukaryota; Metazoa; Chordata; Actinopteri; Synbranchiformes; Synbranchidae
Gene: slc41a1
Product: solute carrier family 41 member 1
Exons: 10
Coding region: 887-2383 (498 amino acids)
Biological process (GO): monoatomic cation transport
Cellular component (GO): plasma membrane
Molecular function (GO): monoatomic cation transmembrane transporter activity
Source: RefSeq, a predicted model, not a curated record